UCUGCGCGAGCCCGGGGCCGGCGGGGGAGAUGUGCUCGGGCUCCGCCGGAUCGGUUUCUCGGGGUUUGACCAGCUGUCCCGGGCUAACCCUGCUCCUCGCUGAAGAUGGAGGAAGUAAAAACAGGAUUACCCUUAGCUACAGCUCCACUGCCUUAGUUUCCACCACCAACUGCAGUGCACAAACACACGUUAGGCACAAGGAAAGAAAGAAAGAGAGAGAGGGAGAGGACACACUAACAGUAAACACAAACAAAAGGGUGAUGGGAUUAUUUUACUGCAUGCACGGCUGAGCCCGACAUUGUCACCUCCUCUUGGAGGGGUUAGAAGAAGCUGGGAUCUCCCGACAGAGCUGGAAAUGGUGAUGAAUGUUUUUUAAUCAAAGGACAAUUUCUUUUCACUUCACUUUGACUAUGGAAACAGAGACUAUUGAUGGCUACUUAACAUCAGGUGACAAUGAGCUUUCACCCGAAGGGGAGCACGCCAAUAUGGCCAUUGACCUCACCUCAAGCACACCCAAUGGACAGCACGCCUCCCCGAGUCACAUGACAAGCACAAAUUCUGUAAAGCUAGAAAUGCAGAGUGAUGAAGAGUGUGAGAGGAAACCCCUGAGCCGCGAAGAUGAGAUCAGGGGCCAUGAUGAGGGGAGCAGCCUAGAAGAGCCCCUAAUUGAGAGCAGCGAGCUGGCUGACAACAGGAAAGUCCAGGACCUUCAAGGCGAGGGAGGAAUCCGGCUUCCGAAUGGUAAACUGAAAUGUGACGUCUGUGGCAUGGUUUGCAUUGGGCCCAAUGUGCUUAUGGUACAUAAAAGGAGUCACACUGGGGAGCGGCCCUUCCACUGUAACCAGUGUGGAGCUUCUUUCACCCAGAAGGGCAACCUUCUGAGACACAUAAAGUUACACUCUGGAGAGAAGCCGUUCAAAUGUCCCUUCUGUAGCUAUGCGUGUAGAAGAAGGGACGCUCUCACAGGACACCUCAGGACCCACUCUGUGGGCAAGCCUCACAAGUGUAACUACUGUGGACGAAGCUACAAGCAGCGCAGCUCACUGGAGGAACACAAGGAACGCUGUCACAACUAUCUCCAGAAUGUCAGCAUGGAGGCUGCUGGGCAGGUCAUGAGUCACCAUGUACCGCCUAUGGAAGAUUGUAAGGAACAAGAGCCUAUUAUGGACAACAAUAUUUCUCUGGUGCCUUUUGAGAGACCUGCUGUCAUAGAGAAGCUCACGGCAAAUAUGGGAAAGCGCAAAAGCUCCACUCCACAGAAGUUUGUGGGGGAAAAGCUCAUGCGAUUCAGCUACCCAGAUAUUCAUUUUGAUAUGAACUUAACGUAUGAGAAGGAGGCUGAGCUGAUGCAGUCUCAUAUGAUGGACCAAGCCAUCAACAAUGCAAUCACCUACCUUGGAGCUGAGGCCCUUCACCCUCUGAUGCAGCAUGCACCAAGCACAAUCGCCGAGGUGGCCCCAGUGAUAAGCUCAGCUUAUUCUCAGGUCUACCAUCCGAACAGGAUAGAAAGACCCAUGAGCAGGGAAACGUCGGAUAGUCACGAAAACAACAUGGAUGGCCCCAUCUCUCUCAUCAGACCAAAGAGUCGACCCCAGGAAAGAGAGGCCUCUCCCAGCAAUAGCUGCCUCGAUUCUACUGACUCAGAAAGCAGCCAUGAUGACCACCAAUCCUACCAAGGAAACCCUGCCUUAAAUCCCAAGAGGAAACAAAGCCCAGCUUACAUGAAGGAGGAUGUCAAGGCUUUGGAUGCUGCCAAGGCCACCAAGGGCUCUCUGAAGGACAUCUAUAAGGUUUUCAAUGGAGAAGGAGAACAGAUAAGGGCCUUCAAGUGUGAGCACUGCCGAGUCCUUUUCCUAGACCAUGUCAUGUACACCAUUCACAUGGGUUGCCAUGGCUACCGGGACCCACUGGAAUGCAACAUCUGUGGCUACAGAAGCCAGGACCGUUACGAGUUUUCAUCACACAUUGUUCGAGGGGAGCACACAUUCCACUAGGCCUUUUCAUUCCAAAGGGGACCCCUCUGAAGAACUGCACAUGAAGAAAUACUGCACUUACAGUCCCACUUUCCCUCAGACGGUGACAUACUUUCUUCUUAAUACCGUCACUGUCUAUGAUUCUUACUUUGUGGACAAAAUGUCAUUUGCUCUGCCUAAUUAUAAAAAAAAAAAAAAGAAAUGAGAGAAAAGGGAUGGGAUGUUCACUGAUAACUUGGCUUGUUUAUUUUGUGGGUGUAAAGCAGUUGAUUUCUGCCAUGCAUCCCUAUUAAGGCCUGUCAUGCUUUGGGAAAUCAUUUGUUUCAUAGAGAUUCACCUAAAAUAUUCUGAUUUGCCAUUGAUGUUCAGGAUUGUGAUGGAAGGCAGGAAACGUGAGAGUUUUCUGGGUCGGACUUGGGCAAUUUAAAACAGUCUAAGUAAUUUUCCUCUCAAAGGUGUUUCAAAAUGUAAACCCAUUUUAUUUGCUGUUCUUAGAGAUCACGGAACACAAACACAUUAUUAUCUUCAAUAACUCCUAGGAUGAGUUGAAUUGUUGUGGGUUCUACGUUUACCUCCCCUACGGAAUUUAUAAUUCAGUAUGUUUUACACUGUAUCAUAUAGUAAAACUUUUAAACUACAGGAAGUUAAGGGCCACUACGAUACAUCUGAGGUCCUUUGAUCUUAUUUUUCUAAACUUGCGCACUGUUUUUCCAUAGUUUUGAUGACUGGCAUUUUAUAGACACCCUGGCAGCCUUACUUUUAACACCUGUAACAAAUAGUAUUUUUAUGUAGUUUUCAGAAAAGCAUGUGGUCUAAGAGUGGGUAAGAGGCAGUCAGUAAUUUCCAGGAAGAAUUCUGCUUUUCACAAUUUGAGAUUUUUUUUUUUUAAAGUUGUAUUGUGAUGGCAGCCUAGUAUACAUAUUUGUUUCUCAAGGUGUGUUUACGAUCGUCACUUUAUCAGCAUUUAAACAGUGUUAAGCAGUCAGCAGAAAAGUGUAAUUAGGCUAACAGUAGGGGGAAAAAUCCCACUCUGAGAACCCUUUUCUGGUAUUUUUCUUCAAGCUGUGACCACUCAGUGUUCUGUCCAUAGUCCAUUCCUCUUUGACUCUUGGAAUAGAAGGUCUUAAGAAGCCUGGCUAUCGGCUGCUUCUUUCAAAAUCUUGGAGCAACUGCUAAUUGGACCUGAAUGUGGUCAUUUGAACCCUGGAAGGUCAUCCAUUAACGAGGGCUAUUUAUUCCACUACUUCUUCAGUAAUAACAGUUACUACCUUUGCUGCAGAGGAAAGGGAACUUCUUUGCAACCAGAAGAUCACACUGCAGGUCCAACAAAAGAGCAACCAAGUUUUCUUUUACCCUUCUUGGAGUUGAAAAUGUGACAGUCUUCAGGGGAAGGACCUGCACUUAAAAAAAAAUUUUUUUUUUAAAAAAUCAGUUCUGUUAAGUUCUUGUCAGACAUGAAUCUCAAUCCAUUGGUAGAGAAUUUUCUGUCUUCUCUUUGUUUGCACAAGUCAUGUACUUCCAUAUUUCAUGGGCAGGUUUGAAGUUGAUCUCUGUGGGUGCUUGGCUUCCUCUCUGGAGAGUGCACUGGCAUUUGUGGGUGGGGCUGGAGCACACUAUUCUCAAGUCAUCUGGCAGAAUGCUUUUGGCAGUCAUAACGUGCUGCUUGUCUUUGAGGAAAGCAAGCCUGACCAUGACUGGAUUCUCUGACAGCCAUUUGUAAAUGCUGAAGGUCUGCUGAACAGUGACAAAUAGCUGCUCCGAGGGCCUACCUUAGAAUAGGAUGCUGAAACCACGUAACUGCAGAGUGACGUGGACAGUGUCAAGACUCAAGAACUACCCACGGAUGAGCAGUGUUCUCCUAACUCGCUUUGCAGAUUUCCAUCUGUUCACUUAAGGAACUUCCUAGCUCUAACAUAGCUAGUGCUCGGUAGAAAAAGUUCUGACUUACCUCUUUUACUAAUGCUUACCUUAGUUAUUUCUGGAGAAAUGUCCAAAUGGUUCCUUUACAUGUAAGAAAAUGAACCCAAACAGAGAGAAAGCGAAUGCCAACCAUGGGGUUUUCCAUUUUUUGAUUUUUUUUUCAUCCCCUGGUAAUUUGUGAAAACACAGUUUACUCAGGGAUAAAGCGUCUAGUCAAGACUCCCUUACCCCCCCCCCCACUUUCCCGGCACACUCUGAAAUCAUGAUGGAAAUGGCAUUUAUGUUUGAAUGAGACGAAUAGUGUUAAGGCUCAUGAUUUUGUGUUUUAAAACUGCAAUUUAACAAAGCAUUUGGAUGCCUGUCAAUGUGUUCAUAAUUUUGGCUGUCUGAAUUUCUGCUGGCAUCCUUUAUCAAUCUUCUUCAUUCUCUCUCCUCAUACCUACUGUAUUAAUGAUCAUGUAUCUCCCUGCACUAGGAUUAAACUGAGUUUAGGUGUACAUAAAGAUUUGUGUACUCCCCCUAUGAAGAUGGUUACUAACAUACUCUCUACUUUUCCAAUUCCAUCUUACUGGAAAACCUGAUUUAUUUAAGGGAGUUAGCUGUGAUGGUAUAUUUGCUGGACAUACACACUAGCUUUUUUUUUUUUUUUUUUUUGUAAGAUGCAUGACACAAGGGACAGAAAAAGACAUAGAUGGCUCAGGUGUGACAGGGACAAAAGAGAUCAAGGUGAAUUCAACAUUUGUGGGUUACAGUGAAUUUUGUGGACAAAGUGCUGUCUGAAGGACUCUCGAUGACUUUUCACCAAAGACUAUAUGUGACGUGUAGCACCUAACACUAAGUGGGAGAGCCAGAUACCAAAUAAAUCAAAUUUGCCUAACAGUUACAAGCCCUGUUGAUUUAGGUGAGAUUUUACAAUUGAGAGCAUAUUUUGAGGGGGAUGAAAAUGGGUUAUCCUCUGUUUUCCAGUUGGGCAGAAAUUUAUCAGAUGACUCUGUCCUCAUUUUGCCCGGAAUUUUUUUUUGUCCCCAGUUCUUCCUGGAGAAACACGCCGUCUCUCUGUAAUAGUGAUGAAUUGCUGUCACCUAGGCUUUUUAGAACAGUGGCCGGAACAGCAAGCAGAGAGAGGCACGAAACACCAGUCCAACAUUCCGUUUAGAAUCUUCUGAAUCAAAUGGGGAAAAUGAGGGCUGAUUAUUUAGGAUGAAGUAACCUAGCCGGCUGGCGUGCAUACGUACACGUGCCUGUUGGAAUACAUUACAGUUGGCAGGCCAUGUGUGUUGCACAUUCUUUGAAUGAGGAGUCAUGAAAAGAAGCAGAUAGCAUCCCCCAGAUGUGUUCCAAACCUUAGAGUUAAAAGUACGGUUAAUACAUCAGCACUUAGGUCGACUUGACCAGGUUGUACUAAGAAAUCCUGAAAUUGUCAGUGUAUCUUUAGGGCUAGUGGCAAUUUCUAUCCCAAGUCUCCAUUAUCUACAUCCAGGGAGGAAAAAAAUGAGAAGAUAUUAAGUUGACUGGUGAAAUAUUGAAGAAAUAUAGCUUUUUUUUUUUUUUUUGAGAGGAAGAAAAGGCAGGAAAUGAUUUAGCAACUUUGUCUUGUAUUUGUGCUUUUGGUGGCACCGUUACACAUCUCACAAGACCUUGACUUUUGUGUGUUUCAUAUUUUGACUUCGUGCUUCCCAUGUCUUACUUCAUCUUAUCUCCAAAAUGGUAAGUUAUGGUAGAAAGAUUAGUAGAGGAGGCGGACCUAGACCAGGAAAGCUGCCUGCCCCUAGAUUCAGGACUAUCGAGGAUGCCUGGCUACACAGUUUUUUUCAGCCUUGAAUUAUUCAUUUAUAAUAAAAUUGUAGGUUUGUGGUCAUCUCCAGUUGAAGUUCAUGUGUUAUUUUAACAAGGGCUGCCUGUAUGUAUUCUACAGUAAAAGCUCCCCAUAUUCAAAAGGGAAAAAAAGCGAGGGGUAAAUUUAAGCUUUGUAUAUAUAAAAAUUAUUUUAUAAAUAUUUUAGUCUUCCAGUUUCUGCAAAAUAAUUAAAAUAUACAGUAACUGGUCUCUUAAAUCCUGAAUUUAAUGUAUUAAAUACUUAUACAAUUUUAUAUUGGUGCCUUUUAAAAAUGCAUUGAGAGUGUUGGUUAGCUGUUUUAGCUGUACCACACUUUUACUGUGUAUUUUUUAAAAAAAAAAAAAAAAUCACAUGAAAUUUAAGUACUCUCUAAUUCACCUUUGUGUUCUUAGCAAAAAUAAUAAUGAUAAGAAUAACUGCUAAAAGAAUUUCCAGACUUUCAGCUGAGCUGGCAAAAGUGACAGGAAACUUUGAAACCAGAUUUUAAUCUUUUUAGCUUAAUAAUAUUUCUGAACAUUAUUAUAUGAUAGAGGAAAAAGGAAAGCAGAGUCAUGUCAGCAGCAAACUGAAUUAUGCUGUGUGUUUUGCUUUAUUCUUGAGGAAGAAUAGGUUUUGCGUCACACAGGGUUUCUUCGUAGAAUUUGGAGUCAAUAAUACAGUAUUGUUUUGCAUUUUCUUUUCUCCUUGACUAGUGUUAACUCUAGUCCUGGAUCCUCUGUCUUCUAACGAGUGGUUGUUUUAUGAAAUAAUGUGGAAAUGCAGACCAUUGUUUCCCUUGAACAAAACAAAACUCAGCACUCACGUCACAUUGCUCUUCUCCAAAGUGUCCUCUCGGAUAUUUCGUCCGGAGGUUGUCUGUCACUUGUGAGGGUGUCUUCGACUAUGACAGCUUUUUAAAAAAAAUGAGCUGCUGGUUGUAUAAAGUAGACAUCACGUGACCAAGAAGCUGUGAUAUGCUAGUGUUUCCUUCUGUCAUAGUAUAUUCUUAGGCCAAAUUAAUGACACAUUGAAUAUUUUUACAUUUAUUAAAAUUUUGGGAUUUCCACAAGGUUUUUAUGUAACCUAUUUCUAGGGGUUUUGUUUUCUCUUGCUGUACUGUGAGUUUGUGGGUAUUUUUUCACAUGCACUCUUAGAAAGGAGUUCUUACUUCUAUUUAUGAUGUCUUUUUCCCACAGUACUCCAUUUGUAUAUGUUCUGUACAAAUUUGUCAUAAAUUCACCUUUAUCCCAUAUAAACAGUGGUACGUAAACAACUAGUUUCCUAAGAUGACUUUUAUAUUAUGAAUUAAUAUGAAAAUGUAGAAGUCAUAUGCUAAGCCACAUUAAGGACAGAAUAGAAACGUCCAGUAGGUACAAAUAAGCCAGUUUGCAGAGUGAAUCAGGCCUUCAGUUUACCUCACCUAACACAUAACAAGGAAAGCUUGGACAGAUGGAGGUCACUGAAUACCCUACUAUGCACUUACUAGGUGAUCGCUGAGUUUCAUUUACUGGAAAUGGAUUUUAAAAGGAAUAUACUGUCACUGUAACCAGAGAAGGAAUCUAGGGUUUGCUAUAUUUUUUUGUUGUUGUAGUUGUUUUGUUCUUUUUAAAAAGUUGUUCAAAUUAUGAAACUGUGAUCUAAAAAAGUUGUGAUGGUGGAGCACUUGAAAUUUUGUACAUCGAUCACGUGCCCUUCUGUAUGACAAAGUUGGCUUUUUACCUCUUCAGUUGUAACUUCCUCUCACACCUUUGUCUCCACACUGUUCACAGUCCUUCCUCCAUUGUCUCUGGAUUCUUGACGCUCCUCAUAGUUGGAAGAGGAGGUCCGCUCUGAACUUCUGAUUCAUUAAGUCUUAAUUUUUUCCCGGUAGUUUCUCUUAGCUGUAUAAUCUGCUGGUGUAUUUUUAUAUUCACGUGUAGUUCUAUAUUUUUAAUGUGUGGUUGGGUUGAGACGGGAAGCUGUAGAGUCCUUACUUUGCCUCAUUCUCAAGUAUGAGGCCCCUAACCUGGCUCCUGAGACUCUAUAGUCAGAGGCUAUGUCUGGUUCCUUUACGCUUGGAGUUUAAAAUUGUUUGGCUUUCUUCUAAAAUACAAGUUAUAAAGAAUAGCUACCCCCCCCCCCCGCCCUGCAAAACAAAACAAAAUGCUUAGAAAGAAGAUAAAAAUGUAAAGCAAAGAGUCUUAAGUUUCUUCCAAUUAAGAGGAUGAGUGCUUUAAAAGUUCUGCAGUAAUAUUCCAGGCUCGGAAGGGGUCUCGAGGCCCCAUGCUUGCUCAAACGGUCCAGCCUUUGAGACUGUGUGUCAUUUGCCGUUUCAGAAGGGUUACUUCUGCUAUCCAGAAAAGUGCAAUACCCCUCUUGAAGUCUUAAAAACUAUGGUAAUUUUUUUCUUUUCCUGACAUUUCUUCUUUAAAAAAGAACCGUUGGAAAUUUAGCAUGUCAAAGGACAUAACAAACAAGGAUGAAAACCACUAUCAAAAAUUAGUAACUGUAGAAACACAUGACGUUUCUGACUUCCUGGAAGCUUCCUUUAGCCUAAAUAACCUUUGAAAUCAUGAGUGAGAAGUAUAUCCUGAAGCAGAAAUCUGAACAGACUGAAUUUUUUUUCUCCCACUCUUACCUAAUGUUCUUAAGUUAAAGAACUAAUAUUUAAUGUUUUUAUUUUUCUUCCUUCUGGAAAAUAAAUAUCAAAGCACUUAGGUCAGGUUUCAAUCCAUAUUACCUGUUGAAGAAAAAAUUUUAAAUAUUUGAAGCAGACCUGCUUUCAUGCAGUUUGAGAAAUAUCUUUUGUAUCAUCCAUAUUUAUAUGUAGUUUGCUGUUUUCUUUUUCUUUUUUUUAGUACCUUUGUUCCCGUGAUAAAACUGCUGUAAUGUAAAUACAUGUUUUGUUUAAAAGUAACAUUUCUUUGGCAUUUCUUUUGAAGGCAUUUACUGCAUUUGUACAGUAUGUGUCUUGGCUACUUAACUUUUUUUUCUUUAACAAUACCAAAGGUAAUUAGACUAUUUUAAGGACUAAUUGCUUGACAGUUUCUAGAAUACUUUGAUUUUUUUUUUUAGAAGAAAAAAGAAAAAAAAAUCAAACCAGUAAACCUCAUUUUUUCAAACUAAUAAUUUGGGGAAAUAAAAACUAUUGUUUAAAAAGAAAUAUAUAUAUAAAUAUCUGUAAAAUUAAAAUUCCAGACCUUGUAUGUCAGGUUUGCUCAGUGUAAUGUAGGGGGUUUUGUUUUUGUCUUUGUUGUUGUUUUUUUUUUAAGGCUCAAAUACCUCAGAAAAUGGGGUUUACUGUGGAAAUACUGCAGCAGUCUGCAGCUGUGUGAGCUGGCACUCUGCUGCGUACUGAUUGGGAGACCUCCACUGAACAGUUUUAUCACUGCAGACUGAAAUGCGGGACUUGCGUUUUCUUUGUUUUUAAUUCACACACAUCCACGCUCUGUGCGUGUGCGUGGGUCCUGUGUAUCUGUGUGUGAGUGUUGUAUGUGCAUGUGUGGAUGUGUGUGUGUGUGCGUGUACAACUCAAGAAGCUGCAGAAACUUUGUAAUACUUUGUGAAAGGGUUAUAUUAUAAAGGUUUGUACUGUCUGAGUGCACAGCUACUGGAAUAAACUUAGCCAAUCUCAGGAACAAGCAUAUAA
This is a messenger RNA of Peromyscus maniculatus bairdii (prairie deer mouse), 9337 nucleotides long. It is a transcript of the gene Ikzf2, whose product is annotated as IKAROS family zinc finger 2. The record is from RefSeq and is a predicted model, not a curated record. Gene Ontology annotation, molecular function: DNA-binding transcription factor activity; RNA polymerase II cis-regulatory region sequence-specific DNA binding. Gene Ontology annotation, biological process: regulation of transcription by RNA polymerase II. NCBI's taxonomy places the organism in Eukaryota, Metazoa, Chordata, Mammalia, Rodentia, Cricetidae.